This is a messenger RNA of Emys orbicularis (European pond turtle), 454 nucleotides long. RefSeq lists its product as uncharacterized. The record is from RefSeq and is a predicted model, not a curated record. Bases 263 to 454 code for a protein of 63 amino acids. The transcript is spliced from 3 exons. Lineage: Eukaryota; Metazoa; Chordata; Testudines; Emydidae.
GAGCAGACAAUAGGCCCCUAAAGUGUUCCCCCUAAGUUGCUUUGAUGUUGUCCUAGUGUCUUGGUAGCAGGAGGCCGGGGAUUGCAGGCGCAGGGUCUCGUUUUGUUGGCAGCCGCGGCCCCCCCUCGCUCGGCGGAAUGACUCCCCAGGAAUCCCGCUCCUAGCAAGGUAAUCUUUCCUUGUGUGAGAAGGGGUCUGAACUCAUCACCUCUACGAUGAUCACUGCAAUGUCGUGACACCAGAGGUCUUGUGCGCCCUGGAGAUGCGAGACUUCCCCUCAGCAGCAGGAGGCACACAUUCAGAGAAUGCUGGAGCUGCAGGAGGGAAGGGCCCAGUGCAACGACAGAGAGAGACAAAGAGAAAAAAGACAAGCAGACGGACAGCGGUGAGAGAACCGUGCGGCAGAAAGUGCUUCAAAGCUGCCAGCAGCAGCAGGCCCCCUAGAGGAACUUGA